Molecule: messenger RNA, 639 nt
Organism: Rotaria sordida
Lineage: Eukaryota; Metazoa; Rotifera; Eurotatoria; Philodinida; Philodinidae
Source: the annotation of a GenBank genome assembly
AUGCCUCUACUAUGGAAUGGAUGUUUAUCAAUAUAUUGUAUAUCACGAAGAAAACGUAAAUCAUUUUCAGUAAAUGAAAAACAUCAUGAAACAGAAGUUAAUAAAAUAUGCCUACGACAUAUUGAAAAUAUUCAUAACAUUCCAUCAACAACAAUUAAUCAUCAACAAAAUGAAAAAACAAAUUUCAAAGAAACAGUUAAAAGUAAAUCAGAUAAUAUAGAAUCACAUUGUGAAAUACAUUUAUCUGAUCAACCAACAAAAACAAAAUCAAUCAAAAAUAAUGAUUCAUCUUAUUCUCAAAUAUCUCUUUCGAAAUUUUUUCAUAGAUCUGAAAAACUUAAAACACCAUCACCAUUACCAUUGACUAUUGAUAAUAUUUCAGAAGACAAUUAUGACAAAACAAUUAAUAAUACAUUAUCAAGUUGGUCAUCAUCAACAAAUAGUAAUUCAAAUCAAUAUAAAACAUAUUCAAAACAUCGAUCAUGGAUUGAAAGUUAUGAUUUAAAUGAACAAAAUAUUUUACAAAAAAAGAAUAUGUCUCAGACUAAAAAAAUAUCCAAUGAUAUGAAAUCUUUGGAUAAUAAUAAAUUAUUUUUAGUCCAUGUAAGAAAAGAUAUUAAAGAUCAAAAUAUUCAAUAA